CAUUUCAAUUACAACACACUUCUAGCUUUAUCGCGUAACACCAAUUACGACGAUAGACAUUUCUUGAAGUCGCAUGUGCAGAUGCAGUGCCUGCCCGAGUCUGCAAUGGAUCAGAAUCAAUGGGAUGAUCCGGCGGCUGCCAUUCGACCCCGCUGGGCGACUUCAUCAGAUUGAUUCCCCCACCUUGACGUAGAUGACUCCUCGAUGACUCCCACUGCUUGAAGUUUACUAACUUCUCGUUUCUCUUCCAGUAACCUCAAUUGAUCUGCACUCAGCUCUCAGGCAUCAUGGGACUCGUCGAGGUGCUAUUCAAUGCUCUGUUGGGUAACCCACUGCUCACAGUUCUUGUCAUCUCGGUCUCCCUCUUCCUCUCCCGCUGCAUCUACCGGAUAACGCUCCACCCUCUCGCACACAUCCCAGGUCCUCUGCUAUGGAAGACAUCAUCUCUAUGGUUGUACUACCAUUCGUACAUUGGUGACGAGGCGACUGUUAUUCAUGCCGCACACGCUCGAUAUGGACCCCUUGUUCGAGUCUCGCCGAAUGAAGUCGAUAUUGGCGACGCUGAUGCUAUAAACGCUAUAUAUGUGUCGAGAGGUGGAUUUCUUAAAGCUCCGUGCUAUGCGAACUUCGAUAUCGAUGGCCAUCCUACGAUAUUCUCUGCGCUCGAUCCAGAUCACAGAGCUAUUAGGGCGAAAGCUGUGGUUACUAUGUUCUCUACCAAGAGCAUCCGAGAAAAUGAGGCUGCAUUAUAUGGAUGCGUAGACCGCAUGGUGGACCGAAUGCAAGAAGAAGCUACGACAGGACGUCCAGUCAAUGUAUUGAAUUUGUCAAGGAGUCUGGCUGUCGAUGCUGUUUCAACACACCUAUUCCAGGAGAAUUAUAAUGGCACGUCAGAGAAAGGGAAGACUCUUUCCGUCUCUGCCUUUGUGGACGCAUUUGUUGCCGUCGGCCGAUUCUUCUAUUUGCCUACUACUGUGUUCAUCUGGCUUGAGUGGGCAAUUGAGAAAUGCUUUCCAAAUGAGCACACCGCUUUGUCAAUGCAAGUUGUUGAUAAGUUCGUAGAACAGCUCGUUGAUUCGACACCUCAAGGGGCUCAGAACUACCCUGGGAGAUUGAUCCCUCUUGGACUUGAGAGGACUGAGGUUAUGGCUCAGUGUAAAGAUCUCAUUUUCGCUGGUACAGACUCGACUGGCAUGAACCUGUCCACCAUUUGCCGUUACUUAGCAUUGCAUCCUGAAAAAUAUGAUAUUCUUCGCAGAGAAAUUCUUGCCAAUGCAAAUGCUGGCGAGACGAAGCAAGACAUUCAAGCUCUCCCAUAUCUGUCAGGUGUUGUCCGAGAAGGUCUUCGUCUGAGCAUGGCAAACCCCACCAGGUUACCUCACAUUGUUCCAAGGGGUGGCUGGACGUUCAAAGGUACACACUUUCCCGCUGGCACGCUCGUUGGAUGUUCGGCCACAGAGCUCCACUUGAAUCCUAAUGUCUACCCGAACCCAUAUAGCUUCCAGCCUGAAAGAUGGCUAGAGGAGAACAUCACUCCAGAUGCUAGCAAAUACUUUUUUGCAUUCGGAGCUGGCUCCAGAGCCUGCAUUGCGCGCAAUCUGGCGACGGUCGAGCUGUAUAUGGCGACGGAGAAGGUGGCUGAGAGAGAUGUUCUGAGAGGUGCGAAGGCAGUGCAGGAUAAGGUCGAGAUCUACGAAUGGUUCAACUCUAGCGUGAAGGGAGAGAAGAUCGAGCUGAUUUGGGAGAAGUUCAAUGUGUAGCUGGAUUUGAUAGGCGAUUAAGGCUGUGUCUGCCACGUGUGGGCUCAUCGGACCUGCUUCGCUGCAUACUUUUAGGGCAAUUUGUGAAUUAGAACCAAAGUUUAUCCCAAAUUCGGAAAAUCGCAACUGCUGCAAAGCAACACGAAUAACUUUAACGCACAAGUUUGUUACCAACAAGUUGAAACUUGCUCCUUACUGAGUCAAGUAUACCGAAACCUUCAAAACAAGCAUGUGCGAAAGUCACUCCACUAAAAGCUCGAGAGUCGUGUUUGCUCGCAAUGCGUGAAUCUUAUGUAGGACUGACUGAAGUCUCCCCUCUUCCCCCGAAUGCCGCGCACUAGGAUCCUUCUCAACAUCGGCUUCCAUCUACUUUUCAACAUCCACGACAAACAAGGCCUAUUCUUGCAUAUACAGAGCUAUCUUAGAUUUAUAGGCUUCUUAGAAACAACUGAUUGGGAAGUUGC
This is a messenger RNA of Cadophora gregata, 2224 nucleotides long. RefSeq lists its product as uncharacterized. NCBI's taxonomy places the organism in Eukaryota, Fungi, Ascomycota, Leotiomycetes, Helotiales, Ploettnerulaceae. The record is from RefSeq and is a predicted model, not a curated record. The transcript has 2 exons. The coding region runs from base 288 to 1760 and encodes 490 amino acids. Gene Ontology annotation, molecular function: oxidoreductase activity, acting on paired donors, with incorporation or reduction of molecular oxygen; iron ion binding; monooxygenase activity.